Messenger RNA from Phanerochaete carnosa HHB-10118-sp, 1323 nucleotides. RefSeq lists its product as uncharacterized. The coding region runs from base 1 to 1323 and encodes 440 amino acids. The record is from RefSeq and is a predicted model, not a curated record. The transcript has a single exon. NCBI's taxonomy places the organism in Eukaryota, Fungi, Basidiomycota, Agaricomycetes, Polyporales, Phanerochaetaceae.
AUGUCUAUAUCACAGGUAUGCCAUCAGUGGCGCGCCAUCUGCCUGAGUACUCCGCUGCUUUGGUACCAGGUCUCAACCGACUUCCCGGAAAAGUGGAUGCGCGAAGCCUUGUCAAGGUCUGGCGAAGUGCUAUUGGAAGUGCUGAUUAACAACCAAGAAGGAACUCUCGGGCGUAAUAUCAUUUGGCUCGCACUCGAUGAGCUGCCACGGAUCAAGUCUCUGACAUGGUUUCGAGUCUCGGACUUUGAGAAGCCCGAGGACAACUUGCCGACCCCUACUCUCCCUUUCCUUGAGUCUCUUGCGUUCUACAAUACCACAAAUGAUCUUCCCCGUGGUCUGAAAUUACCCCGCCUGACCCGUUUGGUAGCUCACAAUUGCAGUCGCUUCACCUGGGACCACCCCAUCCUCGUGCCGAGUUUGGCGCAUCUGGAUAUCUCCGGUAGCCCUAACUGCGAUCUUGCCCACAUCCUUCGCGCCCUUCGCGGCAUGCCGUUGUUACAGUCCCUACGCCUCGCGACCGUCGUCCCCCAUCCUUUUGCUCCGCCGGCCCCCCUCUGUUCGAGCCAACGCAUCGCACUUCCUGAACUACGACGGCUAAUAUUGGUGGAUGACCUGAGCCAGGUCACAUCCUUCAUCUACCACGUCUCUCUCCCAGUGACCGCGUCUCUAUACAUUAAACCAAAAACAGAGCGUCCCUCUCGGUGGUUCUCUAAAUACCUGUCUCCUGCUAUCAGAGACAGAUACGAGGCCGUUCUGAACACGACAACAUGCAACAUUUCGCACCCACUGCAGUCCAUACACUACUCAAACACAGGUUACUGGAGGGCUUGGUCUGAAGUAUAUCCUGUGGAGUACCUCGACGAGAUUGCCGCACGAGGGGACUGCGCGCCGGCUUUGCAGGUGUCCAAUAUACGCAUACGGGUGGAAGAGGUAGCCGGCGAUCUUACCGUUAUCAACUCGAUCUGCUCCGCUUUCCUGGAGAGGCACCGGAUUACGAGUCUUUGUCUCGACCUUGGCGUAAGAUCGUCGAGCCUGGGCGGGUGGGUCAAGCUGCUUGAAAACCUGCCGCGCCUCCGCGAACUUGCUAUCAUGCGGUAUGGAGUUCGCGAGCUUGUCAGAGCUCUGUCUCACUCCACGCCACGCGCUACCGUCCUCCGUGACUCAGAAGCCUCUUCGUCCCUGGUUGUCCCGUCUCUCCAAGUGCUACUGCUCGAGGGGGCUGUCCGGCGGGUUUCCCAGGGUCCAGAGGUUGCUAGCGCUCUGUGCGAUGCUCGCCGAGCGAGAAGAGAAGGGCUGCAUGUUGGAGCGGCUGCUCCUCCGUAA